CUUGGUUGGUGGAUUUUAGUUGGAUUUUCUAAGUUGUGAAGAACUCUCGGAGCGGACAUGAAUGUCUUAGGAAGUUUGGUUAUUUGCACGGCCCUUUUGGGUUUGGUUUUCGCCCUGCCCAUGAUCACCCGGGUGGAGACAGAUCCUGAGUUGACAGCUGGCUUUGUGGAGGGUGAUAUGGUCUUGGAUACCAAUACCCGUAAUGGUAUACGUAAUGAGGUUUACCGGUGGCCCGACAAUACCGUCUACUACAAAUUCCACACUCAAUUUGAUGAUGCCCAUCGUAAUCACAUUUUACGUGGCAUGGAAAUCCUAGAAAGUGUCUCCUGCAUUCGUUUCCAAGAGGCCACUGAGGACACACGUAACUUUGUAAAUAUCACCGGUAUGUCUGGUGGCUGUUACUCCAGCGUUGGCUACCGCAAUGCCGGUGCUCAGUCAUACAACUUGCAAUUGUAUCCCUUGGAUGAGGGUUGCUUCCGUUUGGGCACAAUUGUCCAUGAAUUUUUGCACACCCUUGGCUUCUACCACAUGCAGAGCAGCAGCAAUCGUGACGAGUAUGUGUUCAUCAAUGAGACGAAUAUUCAGGCGGGUACUCUGGGUAAUUUCAACAAAUACGACGCCACCGUUGUCGAUGAUUAUGACGAGGAAUACGAUUACGGCAGUGUUUUGCACUAUUCCGCCUAUGCCUUCUCGGCCAAUGGUGAAAUGACCAUUGUCCCAUUGAAGGAAGAAGAAGCUGCUGGUAUUAUGGGUCAACGGCGAGGCAUGAGCAAGAGUGACAUUAAUCGUUUGAAUUCGAUGUACCGUUGUCCCUUAAAAGUGUAGAAAAUGAGAUUCCUUUGUUAAUAAAAAUGAGAAAAUAAGUGUUUUCAAGAAGUA
Messenger RNA from Musca domestica (house fly), 879 nucleotides. Its product is annotated as seminal metalloprotease 1. The record is from RefSeq and is a predicted model, not a curated record. Gene Ontology annotation, biological process: proteolysis. Gene Ontology annotation, molecular function: zinc ion binding; metalloendopeptidase activity. The transcript is spliced from 2 exons. The coding region runs from base 58 to 825 and encodes 255 amino acids. NCBI's taxonomy places the organism in Eukaryota, Metazoa, Arthropoda, Insecta, Diptera, Muscidae.